Caenorhabditis sp. 36 PRJEB53466 is the source of this 13580-nucleotide messenger RNA. The record is from the annotation of a GenBank genome assembly. Lineage: Eukaryota; Metazoa; Nematoda; Chromadorea; Rhabditida; Rhabditidae.
AUGUCAGAAUCAUUCGACAUCCGCAUAAACAUUGACGAUGCGGCCAUCAACCCGAAUGAAGGGUCGUUCUGGGUGACGAUGAGUGCAAUCACACUCUUCCUAGCAUGGAGCACAUUCGUAGUCCUUUUUUUCUCCAGAGUCAGCGGGCUCUUUUUCACAUUUAUUAUCGACAAGUAAGUCAUCGUAUCUCCUAACACCUCAAAAACAUUGCUCUUCAGAUAUAUGCGCUUUUCAAAAAAUGGAAUCUACUUCAAGAUCGGCGGAAUUUCAAUAUCUGGAUUGCAUGCCGGAAAGAUAAUGUUUCUAAACGUGAUCUAUGACGAUGGCGACAUGACCAUCAAAGUAAACGAUGGACAUCUUCUGUUCAAGUACUGGAAGCCUGUUGAACAUAGACAUCUGGACCUCAAAACGUACGUUCGUCUCAAAAGUAUGCCCAGAUCAAGUCAAUUUCAGAAAAAGAGCCUCUCGGCUGCAUCUCGUCCUGAACGGCCUUCAAGUGCACAUUUACAACAACCUGACGAAGUAUGCGGAAAUUUCUCGUAUUCGUCGUUUCGAUUGGUUUUUCGAGCUCACAAAUAUGAACGACGCGAAACGGCUACCGAACAAACCGCCAGACACGUAAGAGACACUACGAAAUUCCGCGAAACGUUGCGCCUAGUUUCAGUUCGCCACCGUCUUCUGUUUAUGAAAACAUGUGGAACUUAGUGGGAACUGUUGAAAUCGAAGUUUCGGCCGGUAGUGUUCUCGUAGGCAACAAGCAUCUUCCCUACGCUCUUUGGGCCCGAUUCGAGAAUCUUAGCAGUAUGAUUCAAGUUAUAGUUGUCUUGAAAGAAGUCUUACUUUUAAGGCAAAACUCACGUGACCGAAUCAGCCAACGACUGGGCGCAGCUCACUUUCGAAGGAGACACGGAAAACGUGGCGGUGUCACUCAUUAAAAACGAAGAGUUCCAGUUCACAGCAAAGCACAGAGAACCGCCGCGAACGACCGGGAACGACGGAUGUCCUCUUCUCCAGUCGGCUUCUCUAAAGUUUACGUACAAGCAGGAUUUACUAGGUAACGAUUUCAGACCCUUCCCUGCAGACGAUCUCUAUUUUGUAGGAUAUGUGACGGAAGACGAGCCACAGAGCAUAACUUCGAAAGUGCCUGUUUGGGAAUCCGAGUGGCGAUUCGGAAGCAACACCGUUUUGUCGUACGGUCCAUGGGCGGAACAGCAACGCUUCUUGAUUUAUGACUUCUUUUUCCCGGCUGAUUAUCAAAAUGCGAAUGCGACAUCGAUGCCGUUGAGAGGACAGAAAAGAAUACACGUAAAGCAUAAUGCGAAGAUUAUUCUGACAAAAGAGACGUGCAUGGACAUCUGGUUCAUGCGGGGAGAUCAGCUGGAAAGCAUCCGAACUAGAUGUGGACCGGAAAGUAAUAUCGAUGUAAGACAUUUUGUGAUAUUCUGAAUUAUAUUGUCUCUUUUUUAGAUGUCGAUUUUAUGGAUAACCACGGAAAAAGGGUUUUAUUGGAACAUGAGAUCCGAGUUUAUAAAGUAUAUUAUUCUUAGGACUACAUACUAAUUGGUUCGUUUUUCAGUUUUGAAGCGACGACUUCAUUAGUGUUCACAAAGCUCAUCGAAUGUCAUAGGUUUUGUGUAGAUGGAAGCUUCGUCUAUCCGCUGACCUGGAACGGAGAACAGACGUGGAAGUUAGAUUACACAUUCACCCAGGCGUCCGCUUGGUUCGUUUGGGACCACAAACGGUUGAUCACUGAUCUCAUCAACGAGUGGAUCGGCGACGCACCGAACGAUAUAUUGAAGUUCGUUCCGUUCCGAGUGUAUAACCACAUGAAAGUGGUCGACGGUUUUGAGGUUGGACUUUUCCUUCUAAAAGUAAGUAUGACACGACUGCAAGUUCAGGUGACGAUGCUUUUGAAUGAGUCCAAUUGGGUGGAUACCGCAGACAUGAAUGCGGAGAAUGUGGAGAUUUCGAUCGUCGGAGAGAAACUCUCGUUCGAUUGCGAGCUCCCAUUUGUCGAUUUCCUUCCGCAGACACAAAUGAUGAAGUACGAGUUGAAAGGAGAAAAGGGCGUUGCGAUGAGAGCUAAGUAAGUAAAACAUAUUGGUCCCCUCAAACAAUGUCCCCUGUUCAGAUUCCCUCCCGAUUCUGCGACCGCCCCAAUGCGAGCGGCUCUCUCCCGGCUUGCUCGAUGCAAUCCGUACGCCCCACCGUCUAAGUACGGCACGCACACACGCGAUAGAGACGCGUGGUUCGAGUUGUGGAGGACAGAGCUCGUCAAAAUGGAUUUUGAUCAUCAGUAUCGGCCCCUCGUCACCAAAGCGAACAUUCCAUCGGACAUCCCAUUCGCAGUGCUUUCUGAUUAUCUUCCCCCGCCAGCCAACCAUCCGUGGGAGCUCGAGCCGGACUUCCUCGGUGUCGAUAUCCUCAUUGAAGGGAGCGAUGUCAAGUUUACUGGACUUCUCAUAAAACUGCUGUUCGAGUUGAAGAACAAUUAUUUUGGAUGGUACGAUUCUGUAAGUAAACUUGAAGUAGACUUCUUCCGAAUUGUUAAAUCCAGAUGACGCCACUCGACGAUGAAAUAAACAAAAUCGACGAUACCAUAAAACUGAAGGCGGCUUUCGAUAAGAACAAUUCUAACGGAGCGAAGCCAGUCGAAUGGUUCCGGACGAUGGAUGUCGAUGUGACAGUCCGUGUGUGCAACAUCCGAGCAGAAAUGCUCAUUUACUCUCCGGCAGUCGAUGAUGGAUACGAACCUGAAAAGGUUCCAGUUGUGUUCGUCGAGGAGGUGGCAGUGGAAGUAAAAAAGACGAAGACACAGGCGUUGAUCCAAGUGGGAGUGAGCCCCGCGUGCGCAUAUCUGGACAAGUCGAGCACCGGCUCUGGUCCCGGUUGCAUCACGCUCUCCGGAUUCCAGUUCCGAGGACAUGCGAUGUACUCUGCGAAGGAGGUCGCGUGGAACAUGGGAUUAGUCGAAUACGGAUGGAUCAUGGAGAUUCUCGUGGGAGACAUCGCCGGAACGCUUGAUUUCCCAGCACACGUUAGUGCUCUUCGCGCAAUCGUUCAUUUAUAAUCUCACGUUCAGGCUCUUGUUCUCCAUCAAAUCGUCGAAUCUCUUCUGAUUUUCAUUCUUUCUCCAGAUGAUGCUACGAAAGUGCCGGAUAGAAUGCAAUUCUGUCAGCACGGACAACUCACACAAGCAUGUUCAGUUGCUGGGAAGAAGAAAAACGAGUCCUUGGCGCCAUGCCGGACAGAGGAAGUCAUGAAAUACAGACAGAUCAGGGUGUCUGUCGACUCUGUCGAUCUCGCUUUUGUAGAAGAAAAAACGGUUCUGCAGGUUUGAACGCAUAGUUAUUCAAUCACUUUGAAAAUAUAAAAAUUCAGAUAAAAGCGGAUCCAGUGCGAGUGACAGUGUGCAAUGCUCACGAGGGACGGUUCACGGAGCACGUGUGUGUUCGCGUGCCUGGAAUAUCCAUUAGACAGGCGGUUCGGAUUAGAGAGAAGCCAGAAAGUGUGUGGAUAGAAGGAGCGGCCGCCGCUAUUGAGGGCGUUUCCUUGGACAUCGAGCUGCCGUACGCGAGUGGUGAAUCCCCGAACAUUGGAAAAGAACGGCUGGAAUUUGUAAAAUUGCACGACGCAAGCACGAAGAGGCUCCAUUUUCUUUGGGCGGAUCACUCCGUUUGGGGAUGCGCAUGCUUUGGAAACACGUGUUUCUUCGGAGAUGUGGAUGAAAUGUGAGUAAAAUUUGAGGAACGUUCUAGCGUGAACAUGAGUUUUCAGAGGAUCAACGUUCAUGGAAACGAUGGAAAAACGGAAAUUCUUCGUGCCGGCCAUCGAAACGAGAUCGAAUCUCCAGCCGAAAGUGAUGCAAAGUGUCAUCCGGAGAAACAGACCCAUUCUGAGCAACGAGACGCACAUGUUCUACAAGAAACCGAAAAGAGCGGACGUGGCAAUCACGAUCAGAAAAGAAUCGUCGACAGAUACCGAGUCAUUCCACUCUGCUCAAUCGCAACAAGCGCCGGGAGUCCGACUUCUUCAGUCUGCCGAAAUAAUUGCAAGUUACGCGGAGUUCGUCGACAAUGUGCGCGUGGAGAUGCCGUCUGAAAUACGCAUACCGCAAUUCGGAGAACCGGGUGCCAUUCUCGAAUGGUGUCAAGAGCAUCCGGCCACGAAAAUAACAGAAGACCCGAAAACGCGUGGAGUGAACGAAGUCAGAUUCCUGACAAAGAAGAAGUCGGGCAUUGCCUUCAGUGUUGUCGACAAAAAAGAACCCGUCGAGCAAGACGUGGAGUACAAUGCUGCACGAGAUCGAAAAAGACGAUUGGCGAUCAGUGGAGUAGCAGCCACUUCCAUGGACCUAUUCGUAACUCCAAUUGGCAUCGAAGCGGCCGAGAGACUCGUCACAGCGGCCAGACAUUCUAUUUCGGCGAUCAACCCGUGUCUUCUCGUUCACAUGUGCUACCGUGAAUGCGUUCUGAAAAAGCACAGACAACCAUUGACGGAAAGUCUUUUUGCUGAUGAAGAUAUCGAUUCGGAGCAGCCUCCCGAAAUAGAUAUCACUAUCGACUUGCCACGUGUGACUGUUGGACUGUUCCAGUGUGGCGUGAAGAGAAAUGUGCUCAAGUCGAACCGACACGACCAUAUCACUGCCAACAUGGCUCUUUUCCUCAUUGAUCGAGCAUUCAUUCAGUCCAAGCUGAUACACUCUGCGGAACUCGUCGACUCGCAACUGCUCGCAGCUGACAAUUCGAACCUCUCGAGUACUUUGUACCAAUUGAACGGAAGCGCCAUCACAAUUCAGCUGCUCCAGUUGACGAACCGGGACGCGCCGGACUUCGGAAGCAGUGGAACAACGACAACUGCCAACAACUGGGAUCAAUGCUCCAUUUCAAGGCGAAUGAGCACUCUCGAACCGAGAGUAAUGCUCGAUUUCAAUAUCUCCGACACAUCCAUCAUCCUCGAGAGACGACCGAUCAUUAUGUUCCUUUCGACUAAGUCGAAUACAACACUUACACCGAUUAACUCACCUGCCACUCCUCUUAACAAGACUCCAACGCUUGGAGUGAAUUCGACUAACAGCAAAGAAGCGGCUCCGAUUAGAAAGAAACAAAAAGUGCUCUGCGAGCAUUAUCUGAAAGCUAACAUCGGUUCCGUGACUACUUCUCUCGUGAUGGCCCGUCCUCAAGAACUGACGGCCGGAGAUGAGUUCCCGAUCUACGAAGCGCUCGCUCCUGUCAUGGUAUCCUGGCUCAGUGUGGCGGAUAACUUCGUGCGCACAAUCGAGAAAAUAUUGCACACUGUCGAGUGCUGGAAGAGUGUUGCCAUGGCGAAAGUGUUGAAGUUGGCACUGGACUGCACCGAGGAGAAGGUUGCUGUGAAGGUCGGAAAGAAUCGGAUGGCUUGCACGAGGGUCCUCUGCGCCCACCAGGCGUCGUGCCCUUCGUGUAUUCUCCUGAAGACACUCUUUCGGUGGUUUGCUCACGCCGUAAAUGCUCCGAAAGCGGUCGAUCGGCGGAUAGAUAUCCGUCCAGAAUUCGAAGUAGAAGAAACUAGGAAAACCGCGUUGAUGGCACUUCUGAGUCAUUGGCAAUCGGAUGUCGGAAAGGAACUGAAGUUAGUGUCGUAUGAAGAUGCAGACAAAUUCAAGGUGACUCGACCGGAUGAAGCAGCAGUCGUGGCACUGACGAAGAGCAAGAGAGGAAGACGCAAAUUACCGGAAACGAAGGAAAUUGUGAGAAAAGAAACGAGAGUUGUGAUCGAUGCAAAGAGCGAUCUGUAAGUGAAACAGGAGAGUAAAGAUGAAGAGAGUUGAUGUUUUCAGACCAAAAGAAAAGAGAGGACGGAUGUCGCCAGCGCCGCUUCUGAGGAAACUGAGGAUGAAGGGCGGAGAAGAUGGUUAUGCAGAAGAAGACCCGAAAAUGCAAAUGGGAGAAGUGGUAGGAUCUCACAUUCGAAUCGACAAAACAAACUGAAUUUUCAGGAAAUGGAGAGAAGAGAACUGGAAUCCGGCAUGCGGUCGUACGAUGGAUUCGAAGAUAAAAUAGAAGAUGAGGAGUUCGAGGCCGUAUCGAAGAAAGAUGAGAAGGUUGACUUGUAUACGUGGAUGAGGAAUGCACAAAGGGAAUCCACGCUGAGACGGAGGAAACUGGCCGGUGGCGACACUGUCGUUACGGAAGAUCACACUCCGAAAGGAUACAUAAAUCCAAUGGACAUUCAACAGAAAGCUUACUACUACAGCAUCUACAGAUGGGCACAACUGCAAUGGACAACUCUGGACAGCGUUGAAAAAGAUCACUGGCAUCUGGAUUAUUCUGUUCUUCUGAGAGAGGUCGAUGUUCGAAUGAUGGCCAAAAGCAUCAAGAGUUCGACGGAUCACUUGAGACAGUAUAUCACUCCGGCCCAGCAGAAAGUUAUGCAAUUAAGGAAUGCGGCAGUGAACGGAGAAAUGGUGUGGAAGAUGGAGAGAGACGAAAAACGGAAAGUGCCCCUCCACGGUCAAUGGAAUAUCAACUACAGUGGAAAUGUGGAGGGCAUUCGCUUCCUGAUCGGAAUGGCGACUGUCUCACUCGGAAAAGAACUCUCACUAGUUCUGCGCGUCGCGAUGGAAGCCAAGAAUGAACUGAGAAUGCAUUUGGCGGCCGAAUCUGUAAGAGCACAUGUUAGCCUUUAAAAUGAAUCGCGGAAAUUUCAGACACCAAGAAAUGAAGGAAAAGUUUUCCCAACGAACACUCAGUACGACACGACUGCGGAAUGGGAUGAGAAGGUGUUGGACAUGACCAGAGACUACGAAAAGCACAUGCAAAGAAUGCAGUCGAACAAAGAAGUGAACGUCGAAAAGGUCAAAGUCAUGGUGAACGGAAGCGCCGUCGUAUCAUCUGUCGUUCUGGAGUCCGUCCUGAAUGACCUCUAUGUCUCCGUCAUAAUUUCUCAAAUUGACGUUUCUCAUUCGAAGAACCCGCUUCCCGAUCUGCCGUCCGCGCAUCAGACAACGGUUACAGUAGUCACGACUGCAGACGAGAAGAAAACUGCGACGUUAACGAAGAAAUCGACGUCUGCGACUGGACAGAAGAUUGACGAUUUAUCUUUGUCAUUAACGUGAGUGCAUUAAAAAUGAGCGUUGAGUAGGAGUUAUCAGUUUCAGAAAAAUGAAGUUGACCCUAUCGGAAGCCGAUAGCACGAACAAAAAGUCGGACAUUCUGAGAUGUACUCUCGAUUCCAGCAGUUUCAACAUCAACAGGUUAAAUAUUGUUCUUCUGAAUACAACAACGGUAUACUUCUUACAGAAGUUUGAAGCCACCGAAGGACAUGAAUCCAUCCCGCUCCAACACAACUCUCGUCUUCCACGGUCCGAACGUCAUUUCAACGACUGCCAUUCUUCGCCUUGGAGCCCUUGACGGAAACAUGCCGAUGGCCGCCUAUUCACUGCACGACGUCGUCAUGCGACACGGAAAAGAGCUGGAACAGCAGCUGAACCGAUUGGCUGCUCAGCCCGCUUCCACGCCGUUGAGCAACUCGACCCCGUUCCCCGUAGAUGAUCAGCCCCUUCUCGUCAAGGCUUCCGAUCGGAGACAUUCGUCAAUCGUCUCCUCGUCACUCGAAUCUCCGCUCCCUGCCAGACAGAGCACUGUACUCAAGCAGUUGCCAUCCAAUGCGAGCAGUACGGUAUCCGGAAUGAUCUAUCCGACGGGCGGAAAGGGACAGAUUGCAAGAAGAGUUCCUGUGGCGGUUGUGGAGUUUCUAGUCGAACUGACAAGUAUUGAAAUGAACAUCCAAUUGCUUCCGAGUCUCCAGGCCAAAUAUCGAAUCAAUCGGGCAACAAGCAAAGGAAUCACGGGCGUCAAGGCCAAGUGGUCCAUUCUUCUCGACGAGCACUUCUUCGAGUUUUGCGUUACCGGACAGGGCGGCAAAACUGAAACAUUCCGGCUGCAGCUGCCAUCAGUGAAGUGCAACGGACUCUUCCAAACAGAACAAGGGACGGCUCCGCACAAACCGAGUACAGACAAAAAGCUGGUUUAUCGAGAAGGAGGAAGUCUUCAGAUGACCGUCGUCCUCGGCACUGUCAACCACACAUUCACGACUGAACUGCUCAAUCAACUCAUGUUUGCCGAACAUUCGUUCAGAACUGAGCUCACAGCUCUCAUCAACAGAAUCCGUUCUUCUUCAUUCGCAUCGGCCACAACCUCGACAAGAUCUCCGAUGCAAAGUCAAACAUUGAACAACAGAACAAACUCAGCUGCGAAUCUGAAAUUGUUGCUGCCCGUCCAACAUGCUGCCAAUGUGAUGCUCUCCGAGAAGCCACCGCUGUUGUUCUCGAUCAAAGUUUUAACCAGAGAGCCACCGAAUAGUGAAAAGAAUGAGAAAGAGAAGACGGACAAAGAGAAGGACGGAAAAGAGACGAGAAACAGCAAGACACUGCUCAGAGCUCUGACACCAGCCGCAAGCAGUGAUCUUACAGGAGCGACACCCUCUGCAGUCCCUCAAACACCAGAAAAAGCAGUUCCAUGGCUCCAACUGACGGCCGCUACGCCCACGCAGACAGCAGUCCGACUUACUAUCGACAGUUUGGAAGGAGAAUUGACGAAUAAGUGGGUUGUCAAGGAAGAAGGAUCGAAGGAACGAAUUUACGGAAAUGCCGUCGUGCACUUCAAUGCGAAACUCGGACAAAUUAUCAAGCCAGUGCAAAACGACGACACUCUGACAGAUCUGCAGGAGUAUGCCACGUUCAUGACGCAAGUUCGAGUGGAAAACAAAGAGAGGAACGUAGUCAACAGCUCCUAUUCCUACCACAUUUCUUUGAAUCGUCCAAUCUUCCUCGUCAAAGCUGCUGCUAUCGACAAGGCGAUUCUACUGUGGCUCAACUACAAAAAUACGUACGACUACUGGAGGAACGAAAGAGAGAAAGUGGUGCAGGAGAAGACGACGAAGAAGCAAGCGAGUCUGCCAGCAGCCGGAAUGUUCUCACCGACCCACAUUGCCGAAGAUGCCGAUAUGAACUUGUCACUGGCCAUCAACAACGGAAUGUACAUGUGCAUGCCGCUUUAUAGUCACGACGUCACCGAAGGAAUGCCCGCUCUCGUGAUCUCCCUUCAGAAGUCCGAACUAUCGGUGCUUGUCAAGAAAGAAUUGACCUGCAAGGCGUCGUUCAACGGGUUCAAGUGCACAUUCAUCGAUCACUUUGACGAGCAAGCACUCACUCAAAGCUUCCUCGACGCGGCUCACAGCGAUCAGUCAAAUUGUAUUUUCUUCCCAGAAGGAACGUAUCAGCUGUGCUCAACAGCGGAAUCAUCCGGAGGAGGACCGGCUAAAUGGGUUUUAAGCGUUUCCGCUGAGAUGCAGGGUGUCGAGAUCGAUUUGGACACUCGAAUCGGAAAACUCGCAAAGCUUAUGGUGAACACUUUCUCGAUGAUCGGAAAAGAUGACGAUGAUGACAUUUCGAUAUGGGAAGACCAACGAGGAUUGGAUUCGGACGAAGAAAAAGUGGAAGGAGCUGCAGAACUGAAGAAUUUGAAAGCAGAAGAGAAGGUGCCGUGGAUGGAGAACAAAAUGCACGAGCACUCGAGAGCCGUCUUUGAAAUGGCUGCUCGCGGAGUUUCGACGAAAAAGAUCGAAGCCGAAAAGCAUAAGCUGCGACAGUACGAGUUGAUUCGCUUCAAGGCUUUCCGACGUAAUAUGGUAGAGAAGUUUAAAAGAGGAGCGAACGCUGGCAGACAACACAUGGAAACUCCGCCUCCUCAGAGUAAGACGGGACCAAGUUCAAGGCGAAACUCCAGUGCUCGAGCUUCCAACGGACCGUACUCAGAAGAUGUGACUCAAGAUCCGGGAGUUCACGACACAGAAACAGUCAACUUCAAUUUGGAUGUGAAAGUGAACAUCACGUCGGGAACAUGCACGGUUCGAACAGGAAAGAAGGAAGGAGCCAUGCAGUUGCCUUUGCGUGAGUUUGAAAGAAUUAACCGUUUCCCCUAAUAGGUAUCAUUUCAGCUGGAAUCAGAGACACUCUCAAACGACUGAAUCUCGGUACGAAAGACAUCAAAUCUAUAUUCGACCCGCAAGUCAUCACGACGACCACGUUCAGCAUUCCGAGUGUUGAAAUCAAAGCUUACCAUGUUUCGGAUCCAUCUGCACGAACGGCAGAUGAGAUGUACAAUAUCAAUAAGGACCGACGGGAGAAGAUUUCAAAGGGAUUGGCGAGGGAUGCUGACCAAUUGUACAACGACUUGCAUUCAAAGUCCCGCUUCGCCAACACGACAUUCAGCGGAAAGCUGAACCAAACGGCCCCGCCAAAGCGAGGAUGCUUCUACGUUUUCGUCGGUUUGGCUUCGAUGCCAACAGAAACCGUGGUGACGCCUCAUUUGGCCACGUACCUGGAACAAGUUCUCGAGCCACUGCCUCCUUCUGCUGUGUUCCAUUCACAGAAUCUCACGCAGGAAGCUUCCAUCGUUGAUGACGGCAAAAACGACGGUAGCUGUUUUUCUGUUUAUUAUCCUAUCAAUGCGUAUUUCUUUUAUAGCGAAUCACGAAGUGCACAACAUUGUUGCGAUGGACACUGCCGCCUUCCCAAUAGACUUUGUCCUUUACCUCGAUGUCCAGAGCUCCACUAUACGAUUUGAUGGAAAGCAGCCGACGUCGAGGAGUCAGGCGCAAGCGGACUGCCUGCUCACACUGCCACGUCUUACUCUUGAGCUCACUUCGAAACGCACAAGAGAUAACAUUGACAACUACAUGGGCGGUAUGCACAUUUCCGGGCAGUUCAAGGGAUUCAUGCUCAAAAUUUAUAAUCCCCUUGAGCCGGAACUUGAUUCUUCGAGAGCUCUGCAACUCUCGCUCGACCUACUUUCGUUUGUCAUUUCGAGAAACAAGAAUUCGUUUACCGAGCCGGACAACAAAGUUCGCGUAAGUUUCUCACAGAAUACCGUAAUUUCAUAAUUUUUCGUGUUCAGUUCGUGUUCACUUCCCAAAUCAGCAAGGCUUCCUUCGAAUACAACUUCCGACGCCUUGGAGAACUAAUUCAGUUCCCGAAACCCUGGUACAGAGAGGCAAUCGCGAGACGCGUCUUCUUCGGAGAUCAAGCAGCUCCACGGACCCGUGACGAUGUCAGCGACUUGACCGGAACGACGAGGAGCCGAUUCCCAACGGAUCCGAAGCAUUUACAUCCUCCGGCCAGUACCGCGAGCACAGCCUCCAGUGGACUUGUCCCUCAUCAAAAGAAACCGUGGACGGCUCUAGUUCUCGCUGCAAUUCAGUGGAACGACUUCGAAGUGACCGCAUUCAUGUCCAACACAAUGGGAAAAACUACGUGGAAAGCGACGAAAGGGCUGCUAUGGGGAGACGCGAAAUUGAAUUCGCUGAGCGAAAGGGACGUCAGCGUCACGUUUGUGCUAGGAUCAAGUGAACUGUGCGCUCGUGAAGGAGCCAUCAGUGGAAUUAUCAAGUUGAACAAUCUGAAAGUAUCCGGAGAACAUUCGCUGUCAGCAGAUGUAAAGAGGCCGCCAGUUAACAAAGCCAAAAUAAAACUCGAAUGGAUUACGGCCAACAUCGAAUGGAUGAGUCGCCGGGUUCUGAUCGCAAAAUGGAGUAUGCCGAGUUUCCGAGUGAAUGACUAUUACAAAGGAUUAAAAGAAGGCGAUUACGUAAGAUCCAGAUGAAAAAAACUUAAGAAUCGCGCAGAUUUGCAGAUUACACUUUCCGAGUUGGGAAUGAAUGUGCAAGCAUCAUGGAGAGACCUGCAGGUGGUGAUCACCAAGUCAACGGUUGAUGACGUGGCAGCCAUUGUUCAUCGAUUGAUAUCGUUCAUCGACGUAAGUAAAAGAAGCACAUCCAAACAUCCACCAAAUCUUCAUUCUCAGGAGCAGUUGAAAAACUCGCGAAUACUGCUCGGAAACUUCAAUGCGACGACGACAUACAAGAAAAAUCCGAAUGUGCCGACCGAAACGAGGAAGCCUACUACUCACUUCUGGGAAAAAGUUCUCGAUUACAUGGGCGAGAUGCAGAUGAACGAACAAUUGAUGGGAUUGAUGGAGAAAGAAGGAGCGAAAGUCGGAGGGCAUAUGGAGUUGAAAGCAGGAGGCAUUUCGCUAGUUCUGAUGAAAGGAGACAUGAACGCGGACACGUGGGCGGUCUUCCAUCUCAGAGACGCAUGCAUCGCAUUCGACCCGGAGGCACGCAUGGACUUUUUGGAUCACGAUACAAAACAGAAAAUCGGCACGCUUCUCAAGCAAACCUUCCGUCUGCAGCUCGGAUCGCGAAAGAAUAACCAAACGGAGAAUCGAGCGAAUGUCUGCCGAGUUCAGACGCGUUUCAACAAUUCAAGACAAAUCCAAAAAACCGAAGAUAUUCUCGAAUUCUUUAUUGGUGACGUCAUGAAAAUCAUCGGGUCCAGUCCGAGUGAGCAAAAGAAGAAGCCGAAUGAGCAGGAAGCAGUGCCGACGCCAGUCUCUGUGAAUGAGAGCACUGCCAAGUCACCGGCUAGUACCAGUUCGUUCGGCCGGUUCAGGUCUCCUGGAUCUUCGAGAGUUAGUUUCUCAAUCUGAUUCGAAGCAAUCAAGCUUAUUUACAGACUCCGGAAUCACCGCCCGUCACAAACCACAAUGUUAUGGAACUCUUCCAGUUCCCAGGUCUUGACGCGAGAAUGACUUCGGAGCAAUUAAACGGAGUGGAUGACGGCGACAAGUACGAAUCGGCGUUCCAGAUGCCGAUGGAAGUGUUCACCACUUUCGUCUGCGAUUUCUUCAGUGAGGUCGCCAUCGAAACAAACUUCAACGCGCAAGUGUCAUUCCUCCCGGAACUGCUCAAAAGUUAUCUGAAGGAAACCUCGAAUACGCACUCCUCCUCCUCGAACUCUUCGCCUGCAGUCUCGUCAAGUAGAGAAUCAGUGUCAUCAGAAGAUACGAAGGAUCCAAGAAUAUUCACGUGCAAGGAAUGGAAAGUGGAACCGAAAGUACGAUUUAUAGACCGAAUCAAGUGGACGCCCCCAGUUGUAGAUGAAAUUCUGAAGAAACUUCAGGUUGGUAAAUGGAUCGAAAAAUAUGAAAAGGAGAGAUUUCAGAUCUUCGAUCACCGGAACACGAUACCGAAAGUAAUUCAGCGAGCAGUGCUCGAUCCAUUAGAUGCCACGUUGGCCGCUUCCGUCAUUGCUGCACUGCAAAUUGUAGAUAACAAAAAGACGAUAGAAAGGUUCAAGAAGGUACCGUCUGAAUCUUGAUUCUCAGUUCUGUUACGGAUUUGGGUUUGUGCGGAAACAAUGGUUUAUUCCGGGGAGUACUUAACCGUAGAGUAGACAGAAUAGUAGUAGAAUAGGUGAGAGAGGUAAAUCAGAGUCAGCGUAAGACUCUGAGACCUGAGUGAGUAACUGAGUAGACUGGGUGAGUAACUCUGAGUGAGACUGAGGAGUUAACCGAGUGAGGGUUCGUUCUCUGAAGGAGGGCGACGCAACAAGUUCCAAUUCACUUUUUCAGAGUCGCGCAGAUGCCAUCAUCCAAACCCCAAAGCAACGAGACCAUCGCUCUUCAAGUGAAGAGGUUUCCGUUCAAAUCGAUAUCCCUGGCUUCACCCAAACGUCAUACGAAUCUCCCAACACCAAAUAA